CCAGGGAAGGUUAUUCGCCUGAGGCGGCAUCAAGGCAAACGGGAGAGUAGGGAACGAAUGCGAGUGUUUCAAGCACUCGUCCGAGUUGUCCUAUACCCACCGUUCACGCCUUUCACUGGCAUCUGCUCGAAAUGUUCAUCAGCAAGACUCACAAACACACCGACCCAACACACGUACAGACAGGUCGUCAGGCCUAAACGGAUAGACGUCGAGGCGGACGAGUCAGCCUCGUGUACCGGCCUGCAUUUGGUCUGGCGUAGAAACGCCCAACCGACCCUACAGAUGUUGGUGUCGAUGGUGUUUACACGAUUGCGGAGGCGCUUAAAUGGCCCGGAGGCUGCUCUUGGACUUGUGGUCGCGCCCAGAAACACAGAGGCAACAUGGCUAGCGUGUAGGCGUGUGCAGCCCGGCUCUGCUGAGACUGACGAGUUGGCGACCGGAGACAGACGAGAUGAGGAUGGCCACCAGAGCGGAAGGACUUUUUUGUCGCUUGUCAUACUUUAG
This is a messenger RNA of Protopolystoma xenopodis, 504 nucleotides long. The record is from the annotation of a GenBank genome assembly. NCBI's taxonomy places the organism in Eukaryota, Metazoa, Platyhelminthes, Monogenea, Polystomatidea, Polystomatidae.